Anolis carolinensis (green anole) is the source of this 5707-nucleotide messenger RNA. RefSeq lists its product as uncharacterized. Bases 61 to 2799 code for a protein of 912 amino acids. The record is from RefSeq and is a predicted model, not a curated record. Gene Ontology annotation, biological process: extracellular matrix organization; positive regulation of cell-substrate adhesion. The transcript has 9 exons. NCBI's taxonomy places the organism in Eukaryota, Metazoa, Chordata, Lepidosauria, Squamata, Anolidae. Gene Ontology annotation, molecular function: collagen V binding; heparin binding; protein binding. Gene Ontology annotation, cellular component: extracellular matrix.
CCCAAGCAGGGAACCCAGCCUGGAGAGCAACAGGCUUGCAGAGAGGAAAGCAGCGAAAGGAUGAAGCUCUUUCUCCUUGCUCUCUUUGCCUUGGCCCUGUGGGCUCUUCCUGGCUGGGCGGCCAGGAAAAAACCAAAAAGCCCAACCAAGGAUUUGAGUUCCCCCACCUCUCCGGCUGCCCUGAAAGUGCCAACCCAGGCAGCAAAGAGCCAAAAGCAGCUGACGGCCAGUGAGAUCAUCCUGGGAAAAGGUGUGGCAGUGGAAGAGACAACUACAUUUGCAGCAGGAGCAGGAAGUGUGGCAGUGGAAAAAGAGUUGCAACAGAAAGGAGGGAAGUUUUCAGUCCUGAAAAAUAGUGUCUUAAGGGCAAAGGAGCCAACUCUUUCUCUUUUUGACAGCCAAAGCUUGGGAAAAGGAGGUGUGACCAAGAAAGAGGAACUGCCCAAAGUUAGGAAGAAGGUGUUGGGCACUAAGAAAAAUGAGGCCAAGAAUAUUCCUGCCAGAGCAGAAACCAUGGGUUCUGACACAAACGCCAGCCUAAGCCAAGCAGGGGAUUUGAUUCAUCAGACCAAGAAAACAGUGGUGAAGGGACAGGUUGCCUCCCACAAGACAAAGGCCAGAAAAGAAUAUGCUGCCACCACACAUAGAAAUGCAACGAAGUCACAGCAAGGGAAAGUACCAGGCCUUCGGCACAGGAAUGAAAGCCAAGCACUCUCUAGUCCGGCUCGUAAAAACGUUGUACACCUAAAAGACAGAAAGAAGCCCAAGUUUCUCCACAGAAAUGCCAGCUGGACCUUGUUGCAAAAAGAAAACCUUUCCCCGCUAAAGAAUACCAGCAAGACAUCAUCAGGGAAGGAUUAUCUUGCUCAUCACAGAAAUAACAGCCACACUUUGCGACAGAAGGAACAUAACACGCCUAGAAAGAACAGUACUCAGGCGCAGAGAGCCAAAGAGAUUAAGUUUCUCCACAAAAAUGGCAGCCGAACCAUGCCAGGGAAAGACAAUGGUGUACCUUCCAUGAUCACCAGUGGGACAUUGCCAGGACUAAAGCAGGCCACCUUCCAGAAGAAUGCCAGCCAAGCACAGACAUAUAAGAAACCCAUUGUCACUCACAGAAAUGCCAGUCAAGUACCACCCGAGAAAAAACGUGGCACUGUACACAGGAAUAUGAGCUGGAUUGAAGCCAAGAAGGAGCCCAUUCCUUCCCAGAAAAAUGCCAGCUGGACAGUGCCACAGGAAAGGCUCAGGCCUUCACUUAGGAAUGCCAGCCAGGCACUGCCAAGGAAAGGACAUGCCACCCACCAAAGGAAUAUCAGCUGGACUGAGGUCAAUAAGGAGCACAGACCUCUGCCCAAGAAUACUAGCUGGGGCCUGUUGAGGAAGGAGUCCAGCCCUUCCCAGAAAAAUCUCAGCCAGGAAUUGGCAAUGAGAGAACAUCAGGUUCCCCUAAGGGUAGGUGGCCAAGCAGGGGCAAAGAACGUGUCUGGUGCCCCUUUCAGGAAUACCACCCAAAGACAGACUGUAGUGAAAGAACAAGGACGAUCUCGUCAGAACAUCUUCCGAGUUGGAGCGGUCACACCAAGAUGGCGACUCACAGUACCAACAGGAAGGGAUGAGCCCGUGAUGCCGUCCUUGCCGAUGACCUGCCUGCUUUCCGAACAUGCCAUUGCUUGUGGCAAUGCCCGCCUGAAACAUGUACCCAAACUGAACGACUCAGCACUCAAAACCUUGUACCUGGCAGAGAAUGAGAUUACCAAUAUCCCGGCUGGGAUUUUCUUGGGAUUGCCCAAUCUGGAAUGGCUGGAUCUCAGCAAGAACAAGCUGGAUUCUGCAGGCUUGCACCCAGAAGUAUUCAAGAACCUCACCAAGCUAAAGCGUCUGAAUCUAGAUGGGAACCAGCUUACCAUGGUCCCAGCCUUACCUAGUUCACUACAGGAACUAAAGAUGAAUGACAAUAGUUUAGAACGUCUGCAGAGAUACGACUUUCAAGGGCUCUUCAAGCUGCUUACCCUGGAGAUGGAGGGAAACCAAUUGCAUGAUGGAAAUGUGCUCCCUACUGCCUUCAAGUCCCUCAGCCGACUCAUCUAUCUGCGACUGGACCGGAACCACUUCAGGGCGAUCCCAUCUGGUUUGCCUGCAUCCUUGCAGGAGCUCCACCUUGAUUCUAACCACAUUGAGGAAGUACUUGAGAGUGUCCUCAAUAAAACCCUGAAUCUCACAGUGCUGGUUCUGAGCAACAACAAGCUCCGGGAAGAUCGUAUUGCUCCACGUGCCUGGAUAGACCUCCCGAAAUUGGAGGCACUGGAUCUGUCCCACAACCGCUUAGCACUUGUGCCCUCAUUCCUGCCCCGGCACUUGAAACAGCUGACUCUACAUCACAACUGUAUAGAACGUAUCCCUGGCUACGUCUUUGCCCACAUGAAGCCAGGCCUGGAAUUCCUGCACCUCUCACACAAUGUCUUGCAGGAUGAUGGCAUCCAUGCAGUCUCCUUCUUGGGACUCUACCACUCACUGGCUGAACUGCUCCUGGACAAUAACCAGCUCCAGUCCAUUCCCCGUGGCAUUUUGAACUUAAAGGGCUUGCAAGUUCUGCGGCUGAGCCACAAUCGCAUCAGAAACAUCCCACUGAACUCUGUCUGUGACACGCGUGUGACAGAGGACUCCAACAUUGUGUCCAUGCAUCUGGAGAACAACCUGAUUGACCGCCGCCGCAUCCCACCCACAGCCUUCUCUUGCAUCAAAGCGUAUCACAGUGUGGUGCUGCGGCCACAGCAGAAUGAAGAUGAGGAUGACUACUAAAGAGACAAUACUACCAGGUCAUUCCCAACAUCUGUCAGAUGGCGAAGUAUGGUGGUAUGGGAAAUAAAGUAUUGAGGAAUUGGUAGUAGUUAAGGUAAAGGGUAAAGGUGUGGAAUCCAGAUAAUCCAGUUAAAGCAGAUAAUAUAAGAUUAUAUGGGUUAUAUAGCUGUGUGGAAGGGCCUUGAGUCUACACUGCCAUCUAAUCCAGUUAAAAUCUGAUAAUCUGUAUUUUAUAGGCAGUGUGGAAGAGGCCUAAGUGAGGCCUAACUCUGCCUGGCCCCUGGGAGAGUGGGUUGCUAGGAGACCAAGUGGGCGGAGCUUAGCCUUCUAACUGGCAGCAAUUGGAUAAAAACAAUUAUUCCUCUCCCUCUAAUUAGGACUUUAUUUUUCUUUUCGUUGUAUCAACCUAGAGGCAUGGAUGAUGGGUUGUGUUGUCAAUUUUCGAGGUUGUGGGGUGUUUAGUUUUGUUGUUUUGGCGGUCGCCAGGAUUCCAUCAUUCUUUUAUAUAUAUAGAUAAAAAAUUACAAUUUACAGAGUAAGGAAGGGAGGGAGAAGAAGACAAAGGGAGAGAAAAUAAGCUCAAGUGGCAACGGGAGAAGGAAGUGAUUUAUCAACACACAAUUGGUUGAUAAAAACUUAAAAUAGUGUAUAACUACUAAAAUAAUGUAUAAAUAUUAAAAUAAAUAUAGUGUUCCUACUUCGUGGAUUUUCACUUAUUGUGGGUUGUCCUGGAACCUAACCCACAUGAUAAGUGAGGGAACACUGUAUUUCUUUAGAUUUCUCUCCCUUCAAACAAGUGAGUAUGGUGGUAACUAGAAAGCAUGUGCCAGUACUCAGCAAAAGGUGCAAACAUUUCCAGAGAGAAGUAGAGUCUCACUUAUCCAAUGUUCUGGAUUAUCCAAUGCAUUUUUGUAGUAAAUGUUUUCAAUACAUCAUGAUAUUUUGGUGCUAAAUUCAUAAAUACAGUAAUUACUAUAUAGCAUUACUGUGUAUUGAACUACUUUUUCUGUCAAAUUUGUUGAUAACAUGAUCUUUUGGUGCUUAAUUUGAAAAAUCAUAACCUAUUUUGAUGUUUAAUAGGCUUUUCCUUAAUCCCUCCUUAUUAUCCAACAUAUUCGCUUAUCCAACAUUCUGCCGGCCCGUUUAUGUUGGAUAAGUGAGACUCUACUGUAUAUUUAAAGAAAAUGUUUAUAGUCCACCUAAAAGUAUGUGUAUGUAUAAAUGCCUUCAAGUUGCCUGUCAACCUAUUAAUUUCAUAAGUGUUUUAAAUGAAAAGAAUACCUAAAAGAUGGGUUUGCCAUUAGUCUUAUUCUCUGCAAUAGAUUUUCGUGUUGUAGCAAAACUAGAAUGUAUACCCUUCUAUUUUUCUGUGUACUUACAAUUUCAUAUAUUCCACAGUGUGUUCAUUUAGAUACUCAUCUGUCCCCACUCCGUCUUUCAUAAAUAGACAAUUCAUUUAAGAGGCUACUUUUAUGCUAUUAGCUGUUCCCACUGACAAGAGUUAUUUAGACAUAGAUGCAUUGCACAUGCUUCUCACUGACACAUUUUCAUUACUUCCAGCUGUUCCAGUUGAUUAAUGCUCUAUCAUAUACCUCUCUCCAGCUGCUUUUAAAAUGUUCCAGCUUUUCUGUCCUCCUCCCAUUUUGUCCCUGUCUUAUUUCUAUUGUGCAAACAGAUUUCUAGGUGCAAAAGUAGCUUUGCACUCAAACUGGGAGGGGAUGAGAGCAGUGGGGUGGAAUUAUGCCUUUCCCAGUAGGUUCAGACAAACACCAACUGCUGCAGCCUCUCCGAGCUUGAAAGUUUUUCUUCACGUAUGUUUACCAUCUUAACCACACUCUGAUGUUGUUUAACUCCCAAUAUUUGUCUGUGAAAUUAUCAAGGGUAUGUAUUUACCAUAUGUAGCUGUAUAUAUGAUUAUUCACCUCCACAUUUAACCAUCCAUCUACAAGUACAGAUGUACACUGCAUGGUGUGUGGUGUAUCUCUAUUUAGCCAUUAUCAAUGGAUGGGAAAAAGUGAUGGGGAAAGGAUAGCUCAAAGCUGCUUCGAACCUUCUUGUGAUGUGAUGAGAAAAUGUGGGGUAUAAAUAAACACAACAGACAUAAUAAUAGUAAUAAUACUCCUAUUGAUAGUCCCAACUAGCGAGAACUCAAUGCAUCAACAGAUAUACGUAAGUGUUGCUGAUUCACCCUUCAAGCGUAGUCGGGGGGGGGGGGGUGAGAUCAACCCCCCCGAAAUGUGUCAGGUUAAAACAAUCUGGUUUACUCAUAAGUAAAAACUGGUUUACUCAUAAAUAAACCAGGUUCGGCAGUGGGGUUGAACCCUUAUCCCCCCCCCCCCCCGACUAUAGCCUUUCCUUCAAUACAGUAGAGUCUCACUUAUCCAAGCCUCGCUUAUCCAAGCCUCUGGAUAAUCCAAGCCAUUUUUGUAGUCCAUGUUUUCAAUAUAUCAUGAUAUUUUGGUGCUAAAGUCGUAAAUACAGUAAUUACAACAUAACAUUACUGCGUAUUGAACUACUUUUUCUGUCAAAUUUAUUGUAUAACAUGAUGUUUUGGUGCUUAAUUUGUAAAAUCAUAACCUAAGGCUUUUCCUUAAUCCCUCCUUAUUAUCCAAGAUAUUCCCUUAUCCAAGCUUCUGCUGGCCCAUUUAGCUUGGAUAAGUGAGACUCUAGUCUGUAAUUGAUUCAGUGUGUCUACGGAGACUGGUAUUACCAAGGAUGUAAGGUGAUGUAUUUAUACUAUAUAGAACUUUUUUAAAAAUAUCAAGGAUUAAUUGAUUAAUUAAACUAUCUUUUGAGUAAGAGCUAAUCAACUCAAAUUUGACCUAUGUUUUAUUCCAGAAGGUGAUAUGAUCUUACUGUUUUUUUGUGAGUUAUUGGAAAUUCAAUAAAAUAUUUGAGCUGUCAGUGA